GCCCACUAGUCCCAGUCCCGUCCCCUCUACUCCAGCACACGUGACCACGGCCGGCGCCUGCUACCCGUACCAUGGCCCAGCCACUGCCUCGGCUGUCUGUUCCCGCCGGGCUGGCCCUGGGCUCGGCCGCGCUGGGCGCCGCCUUCGCCACUGGUGUCUUGCUGGGGAGAUGGUGGCCUCCGUGGGGGUCCAGGAGACAACAGCGCCUGCUGCCCCCUGAGGACAGUCCCCUGUGGCAGUAUCUGCUGAGCCGCUCCAUGCGGGAGCAUCCGGCGCUGCGGAGCCUGCGACUGCUGACGCUGGAGCAGCCGCAAGGGGAUUCCAUGAUAACCUGUGAGCAGGCCCAGCUUCUGGCCAAUCUGGCGCGGCUCAUCAAGGCCAAGAAAGCUCUGGAUCUGGGUACUUUCACAGGCUACUCCGCCCUGGCGCUAGCACUGGCGCUUCCCGAAGCUGGCCGCGUUGUAACCUGUGAUGUGGACUCGGAGUCCCCGGAGCUAGGGCGGCCCCUGUGGAAGCAGGCCGAAGUGGAGCAGAAGAUCGACCUUCGGCUGCAGCCCGCCCUGCAGACUUUGGGACCGCAGCUCAGCUGCACCUGCCCUCUGUUCCUGCAAGAUGAGCUCCUGGCGGCGGGCGAGGCCGGAACCUUCGACGUAGCGGUGGUGGACGCGGACAAGGAGAACUGUGCGGCCUACUACGAACGCUGUCUACAGCUAUUACGCCCCGGAGGCGUGCUCGCAGUACUCAGAGUGCUGUGGCGCGGGGAGGUGCUUCAGCCUAAGCCCAAAGACAAGGCUGCUGAGUGUGUGCGGAACUUGAAUGAGCGCAUUCUACGGGACGCCAGGGUCUACAUCAGCCUCCUGCCCCUGGGUGAUGGGCUCACCUUGGCCUUCAAGAUCUAAGAACCCCAGCUAGUGACCUUAAGUUUUAAACAAUAAAAGGACUAAGACACACGA
Messenger RNA from Phodopus roborovskii (desert hamster), 953 nucleotides. RefSeq names its product catechol-O-methyltransferase domain containing 1 (gene Comtd1). NCBI's taxonomy places the organism in Eukaryota, Metazoa, Chordata, Mammalia, Rodentia, Cricetidae. The record is from RefSeq and is a predicted model, not a curated record. The coding region runs from base 72 to 899 and encodes 275 amino acids. The transcript has 7 exons. Gene Ontology annotation, molecular function: S-adenosylmethionine-dependent methyltransferase activity; O-methyltransferase activity.